Oreochromis niloticus (Nile tilapia) is the source of this 3868-nucleotide messenger RNA. Its product is annotated as E3 ubiquitin-protein ligase TRIM21-like. NCBI's taxonomy places the organism in Eukaryota, Metazoa, Chordata, Actinopteri, Cichliformes, Cichlidae. Gene Ontology annotation, molecular function: zinc ion binding; protein binding. The coding region runs from base 213 to 1901 and encodes 562 amino acids. The record is from RefSeq and is a predicted model, not a curated record. The transcript is spliced from 2 exons.
CUCAACUUAGUCAGACUACAUUUGAAUGUAUCCUGAUGAAUAUUCAUAGUAAAAGUUGCCGCUGAGCCGGCAGAAGGAAGAGGUGGAGCAGCAUCUGAAAGAAUCUAAAAGUGAAACUUAAAGCGAGUUUCUCUUCAAAAGUGCAUCAAACUGUGCUCAUCCAGCCUUUCUCAGCAGCACAGCAGAGCUUCUGUCCAACACUGGGUGCUGACAUGUCUGCUGCCAGCUGUCUUCUAUCUGAAGAUCAGUUUCUGUGCUCCAUCUGUUGGGAUGUCUUCACUGAUCCAGUCUCCACACCAUGUGGACACAACUUCUGCAAAAACUGCAUCAGUCAACACUGGGAUAUCAGUGAGAAGUGUCAGUGUCCCAUGUGUAAAAAUGUGUUCUACACAAAAACUGAACUGCAAAUCAACACUUUCAUCUCUGACAUGGUUUCUCAGUUCAGACUUGAAACUCAGCAGAAAUCCACCACCAGCAGUUCAGAGCAACAAGCUGCCAAACCAGGAGAAGUUCCCUGUGACAUCUGCACUGGAAUCAAAAUGAAGGCCCUGAAGUCCUGCCUGGUGUGUCUGGCCUCCUACUGUCAGACUCACCUGGAGUCUCAUCUGACAAUGAAAGGUCUGAAAAGACAUCAGCUGAUCGAUCCUGAGGAGAACCUGGAAGGCAGGAUGUGUAUGAAGCAUGAUAAACCUCUGGAGCUGUUCUGUAAGACCGAUCAGACAUGUGUCUGCAUGCUCUGCUCUGUCAUAGACCACAGGACUCAUGAGUCUGUUCCUCUGAGAGAAGAAUAUGAAGUAAAGAAGGCAGACCUGUGGAAGACUGAGGCUGAAAUUCAACAAAUGAUCACAAACAGACUACUGAAGAUUCGAAAGAUCAAAAAGUCAGUGAAAAUGAGUAAAGAUGCUGUUGACAGAGAGAAAGCAAAAGGUGUUCGGGUCUUUACUGCUCUGAGCAAGAGUCUCAGGAGACGUCUGAGCAAGCUCAUAAAGGAGAUUGAAGACAAACAGGAAACAACAGAGAAACAGGCUGAAGGUUUCAUCAAAGAUCUGGAACAGGAAAUCUCUGAGCUGAUGAAGAGAAGCUCUGAGGUGGAACAGCUCUCAUGCUUUAAAGAUCACCUCCACCUCCUCCAAAGCUUCUCCUCUCUGAAAGCUGCUCCAACCACCAAGGACUGCACAGAGGUCAGUAUCCAUCCACCAUCAUAUGAGGGGACUGUGGUGAGAGUUGUGGAUCAGCUGAAGGAGACACUCAGUAAAGACAUGAAGAAGCUUUUUGAGGCUGAGCUGAAGAGGGUCCAGCAGUAUGCAGUGGAUGUGACUCUUGAUCCUGAUACAGCACAUCCUAAACUCAUCCUGUCUGAUGAUGGAAAACAAGUACACUGUGGUGAUAAGAAGAAGAAAUGUCCAGACAACCCAGAGAGAUUUUCUAAAGAGAUUGUUGUUUCAGGAAAGCAGAGUGUCUCUUCAGGCAGAUUUUACUUUGAAGUUCUGGUUAAAGGAAAGACCGAAUGGGCUUUAGGAGUGGUCAGAGAGUCAGUCAACAGGAAGAAAAAAAUCACACCGAGUCCUGAGAAAGGUUACUGGACUAUAGGAGCAUAUGAAAACAUUUGUGCAGCUUUUGAGGAUCCUGAAGUCCGUCUCCCGCUUCAGUCUGGUUCUGAGAAGGUGGGGGUGUUUGUGGAUUAUGAGGAAGGUCUGGUCUCCUUUUAUGAUGUAGAUCAUGCAGCUCUUAUCUACUCCUUUACUGGCUGCUCCUUCACUGAGAAACUCUACCCAUUCUUCUGUCCUGGUGUUAAUGAUGAUGAUAACUCUGCACCUCUGAUCAUCUUUCCUGUCAAUCAGUCAGUCCGAUCUUUCUCCAUGAGGAAAUCGGAUCACAAUCAGGUUAAUCUCAUCAUUUAAGCCAACAUAGAGAAGAAGUCCUAAAAAUAGAACUGAGCAAACUUCACCUGCUGAUGGAGACCAGGUUAUAUGGUUAGACUUUACAGAACAAGCUAAUAAGCUGACCUGUAUUUUUUUUAACUGCUUACACUGUUUACCCAAGAAGUCCAAUCUGUCUCUCUCUCAAACUCUCCUUUUCUCUUCCUUCAGUGUUUAAAGACAAAUAUCCUGAUUGUUAAUUUUUGCUUAAAUCACCUGCAGUACUUAGAAACGUGCAGACAUAAAUUUAAAAGAAGUUAUGGGGCCAGCUGCAGACACGAUAACUGGCACCUGAUAUCAGUCAUGACCACUUCUUAGCAGUUCCUGCAAUACAAGCAGCUUCUCUCCACUAGUUGUAACCAGUCAAAUAGAUGCACGUUCUCAUAUAAAACUCUGUGAAGUGCUAAGAAACGUUACUCUCUUUUGGGAAGUUGGCCGCAACUGAUUGCUCACAGAGUGUAGCUUCCUGAACACAAGGGGGUCCAUGUACAUGUUCAUAUCUGAUCACCCAACUUUUUAUGUGACAUUUAUAAGAACAAGAUUUCUUUUUAUGCAGCACUGUUUAGGCUCAAAUCAAGGUUGACGUUUGAAUUCUUGUAGUGACAUGAAAUAAUUUCCCUUGAAGUCAAAGUAACCAAAAGGGGGCUGGUGACACAGGACACCUGUUAAAGGCUUGCUGUUGCCAGCCUGUGGAGCAGGAGCCACCUCCUCAAGGCCAGAACCGGCUGACUCUCCGGACCCUUCUGUGGUCGCUCCACCGGAUUGGUUGGCCAAGCUGAUGGGUGUUUCUCAGCCUGUGGCACAGCAACAUCAAGGCUCACUGGCUGGUGGCAGCGGACCCACUGCUGCGUUCCUGCUGGGAGCCCCCCACAAACCACUUAAAGACAAUCAGAUUCAGAAGCCCUUCCACUUUGUGUGACUGUAGCCAUCUGCCACUGCAUCACUCAACCACCUGGCGUAUGUAAUGUGGUUAUCCUCCAAGCCCAUUCAGCCCUCCUUGAAGCGUCAGUAUUAGUCCUUGGGCACAAAGUCCGGGUGGUCCGUUAUCGCCCGGUUGACGUCCUCAAGAUGGGCCAUCACCACUUUGGGCAGGUUGAGGUCGGUUGCCUGGGCUAGCCCCAACAGCAGAAGCAUCCAUCUGGUGAAGCAUCAUCACCACUGUAGCUGGGUGAAGCAGCUUAUCUGGUGCUCAGCCUGGUCCCAUAGCCAGUUGAACUGAUCUUGAUGCACCACCCCCAGCUCCCGGAGCAUGGCGGCUAGCUCCACCAGCAUCGUAGCCAGAACUUCUACCGGCUGCACUGGUCGCGGAUCUGUCAUCCUACAACUGAGUUUUAGGCACCAUUGUGACACAAAGUCCCCGACACAUACACAUUGUUACAGGGCUGAUGACAUUUAUUUACAGCAUUCUCUUGUUCAGGUUGCUUUGUGCAGCUUUCUAGCUGACUUAUUUCUGGCACAGCCCUCCCUUCGGUCGCAGCUGGCUACUGAAAUAGCAAGUGCAAGAUUAACCAAACAGCCCUGGUUGCUCUGCCAGCCUCCUGGCACUGCGCUGAGUCCACUGCACCAUCCGUCUGUCCACACUCCCACCACAAAGCUGAUAGAACUAUGAAAAUGCUUGAAAAUUGUCUUACUGAUGGUCAGCAGAGAAAGCUCCACGGCGUGGCAUUCUGUAAUUCAUCCAAUAUUUCGAUAAAAUUGAUCGCUAUUCCUUUUAGAGUGAAAAUGUUUGGAAAGAUUUUGAUAUUUCUAGAUCUCAAAGAGCAGUCUGAAUCACGAUGACAUAAAAAUACUGUAGUUUUAAACUGUAAUGAACAUCUAAUGGCAGCACACUAAGAUGUGUAAAAACUAAGAUAUACUGUUCAUCUGAUGAUAUCUCGGGUUGUCCUUCAUCUGUUUUGUGACAUGACUGAUCUUUAAGACUUUCUACUAUUUCAAGGAAGAUAAAUAAA